This is a messenger RNA of Centropristis striata (black sea bass), 2500 nucleotides long. It is a transcript of the gene noc2l, whose product is annotated as NOC2-like nucleolar associated transcriptional repressor. Gene Ontology annotation, cellular component: nucleoplasm; Noc2p-Noc3p complex; nucleolus. Gene Ontology annotation, biological process: negative regulation of transcription by RNA polymerase II; ribosomal large subunit biogenesis. The record is from RefSeq and is a predicted model, not a curated record. The transcript has 18 exons. Bases 43 to 2310 code for a protein of 755 amino acids. Lineage: Eukaryota; Metazoa; Chordata; Actinopteri; Perciformes; Serranidae. Gene Ontology annotation, molecular function: transcription corepressor activity; histone binding.
UGUGGGUAGUGAGUCUCAGAGUGUCACGUUUUUGGAUCCAGCAUGGCAGGCAAACAGAAAAGGAAGUUGGAGGACCUCAGCAUGGACGAGUUCCUGCUGACAGGUUUUGACUCAGAUGGAGAAGAAUCCGAUGAAGGGACUGAACAACAGAAUGGAUUAAAUAAACAGAACAAGAAGAAAGAUCUGAAAGAUGCAGCUCUGCAGCAAAGAGAUGGAGGGAAGAAAGGAAAGGCCUCUGAGCACAAGGAGCAGCUGUCCAGGUUAAAGAACAAAGAUCCAGAGUUCUACAAGUUUCUGCAAGCAAACGACCAAACUCUCCUAAACUUUGACGACACGGACAGCUCCGAGGAUGAGGAUGAGAGGAAGUAUCACAAAUUGCCAUCUGCACUUGAGGAGGCCAGCUCUGGUGAUGAGGAAGAGGCUGAUGAGGGACAGAAAGCUUCGAAGAAAUCCAAGAGUGCAGGGGAAGCUAUCAAAGUCACAGACAAAAUGGUUGAAGAAUGGAAAGCUGCUAUGAAGAAAGAACCCACACCUCGUCUCUUCAGAGACGUCACCCAGGCGUUUAAGGCCGCCGUGGCUACAACCAAGGGCGAAGGAGCAGCGCAGUGUCGAUACAAAGUGGCUGACAGUUCUGUGUUCAACGCGUUGGUCCUGUUCUGCAUCCAAGAUAUUCAUGUGGCCCUACAGAAGAUGCUCAACCUGAAGCCAGAUAAAGACCAGAAAAAGCUGGUGCUCCCAUCGUCCAGUCAAAAGUGGCAGAAGAAUCAGAUUGAUGUCAAGAUGUAUAUCAGUGGAGUAGUUCAGCUGUUAUCCUGUCUGACAGAGUCGACAGUCAUCAGCGCUGUGCUGCGGCACGCCAACCAGCUCGUACCUUAUUACCUCUGUCUACCCAAACAGUGUCGCCACCUGGUUAAGCAACUGUUGAAGCAGUGGAGCACAGGGGAGGAGACAAGUCGGGUUCUCGCCUUCCUGGCCCUCAACAAAAUCUGCAGACACAAGCAGGACACAUAUCUUAACUCUAUUCUCAAGCAAAUGUACAUUUCCUACGUACAGAACUGUAAGUUCACAUCUCCCAACGCGCUGCCCAUGAUCAACUUCAUGCAGCGAACGCUAACAGAGAUGUACUCACUGGACACACAGGCCUCGUACCAACAGGCCUUCAUCUACAUCCGACAGCUGGCGAUCCACCUCAGAAACGCCAUGACCAUGAAGAAGAAGGAAACGUACCAGUCGGUGUAUAACUGGCAGUUUAUCCACUGUUUGUACCUCUGGUGUCGCGUCCUCAGCACCUUACACCCCAGUGACGUCCUCCAGCCUCUCAUCUACCCACUCUGCCAAGUCAUAAUCGGCACCAUAAAACUGGUGCCCACAGCAAGGUACUACCCUCUGAGGAUGCACUGUUGCAGAGCCCUCACGCUGCUGUCCAGCACCACCAACACAUUUGUACCAGUUCUGCCUUUCCUCUUGGAGAUCCUCCAGCAGGUGGACUUCAACAAGAAACCAGGGCGAAUGAGCAAGAAACCCAUCAACUUUGCAGUCAUCCUGAAGCUUAGCAAGGUCAACCUAAUGGAGAAAGCCUAUAAAGAAGGGCUGAUUGACCAGCUCUACGACCUGAUCCUGGAGUACUUUCACACUCAGGCCAGCUCCAUCGGCUUCCCAGAGCUCGCCCUGCCUACCGUCAUUCAGCUGAAAGCGUUCCUGAAGGAAUGCAAAGUGGCCAAUUACUGCAAGCCGGUGCGCCAGCUGCUGGAAAAGGUACAGGAGAACAGCAGCCACAUCACAGGACGGAGACAGAAGGCCGCCUUCGGAGUGGCCGAUGCCACCGCUGUGGCGGCCUGGGAGAAGCAGAUCCAGCAGGAGGGGACUCCCCUCAGCAGGUAUUACAGCCAGUGGAAGAAGCUGAGGGAGAAGGAGAUCCAGCUGGAGAUCUCCGGCAAAGACAGGAUGGAGGAUCUGGACCUGCCUGAGAUCAAACGGAAGAAGCUUCAGGAGAAGAAGGUAGAGGACAAGAAGGAGUUCAAGGAUCUGUUUGAGUCCGACAGCGACGAAGAUGAAGAUGAUGGAAAACUCACAAUCAAAGGGAAAAAGGGUCGCCGUGGGUCAGAUGAUGAUGAGGAUGAUGAUGAUCUUGAAGAUUUGUCUGACAUGAGCAAUGACGAGGGGAUGGAGGGUGGAGACUCAGAUGAUGAAGACGACGGGGAUGAAAAGAACUCCAAGGCUCCUCAGCCGAUUUCGUCCUCUGCUCUGAUAAAGCUGGCAGAAGGAGACGAGGAUGUGGUGGAGGACCUGGAGCUGUCUGAUGAUGACUGAGGUUCACACACUCAAGCUCACCCGGGAGAGUUUAAUGCUUCCAAAUUAUCAGCCAUCUAUAUUUAGAAUAAUAUUGGACUGUUUUUCGCUAUUUUCUUUGCCUUUGUAUUACUUCACCUGUACAGUACAAACAUGUUGAAGAUGUAAUUUUAUUAAGCAUUGAAAUUGUAAAAGAAAAAAACUCAAAGAA